This is a messenger RNA of Microcebus murinus (gray mouse lemur), 1101 nucleotides long. RefSeq names its product sperm microtubule inner protein 6 (gene SPMIP6). Gene Ontology annotation, molecular function: alpha-tubulin binding. NCBI's taxonomy places the organism in Eukaryota, Metazoa, Chordata, Mammalia, Primates, Cheirogaleidae. Gene Ontology annotation, cellular component: perinuclear region of cytoplasm; manchette. The record is from RefSeq and is a predicted model, not a curated record.
CAGAAGGGGGUCACAGCAGCUAGGGGCACCUGCUGGGCUGAAGGUGUAGGCCAACUGGGGAAGGGGUGGGCACUGAUGUCUAGCAAGAGCCCUUGCUAGGUGGAGUCCACCAGAGCAUCACCGAGACCCCACCAUGUUCCUCUUCUCCCGAAAGACCAAGACCCCCAUCAGUACCUACACUGACUCUUACAGGGCUCCUACCUCCAUCAAGGAGGUCUAUAAGGACCCACCUCUGUGGGCCUGGGAGGCCAACAAGUUUGUGACCCCGGGUCUGACUCAGACCAUGCAGCGCCAUGUGGAUAUUGAAACCUUGCAGAGGAUGCUCAAAUGUGCGACACAGGACUAUACCUAUAAGAGUUCCAUUCCAGGCCAUCCCUACUUGCCUGAGAAGUACUGGCUCUCUCAAGACGAAGCAGACAAAUGCAGUUCAAACUCCCUGUGCAGUGACCGGUACACAUGGAGGACUGGAUCUUACAACAGCAACUGCUGGAACAAGUAUCCCACCUACCUUCCCAGGUUGACUAAGGAGGCUGGGAUGGAGACUGCAGAUCGAGGAAUGCCGUUGGAGUGCCCUCCUAAGCCUGAGCGGCUCAAUGCCUACGAGCGCGAAGUGGUGGUGAACAUGCUGAACUCACUGUCACAGAACCAGCCGCUGCCGCAGAUCACGCCCCGAUGCGGGUGCGUGGACCCGCUGCCCGGCCGCCUGCCCUCCCAAGGUUACGAAAGCGCCAGCUCGGGGCGCCACUACUGUCUGCGCGGGAUGGACCACUGCGUCACAGGGGCGCCCUGCGCCGAUCGCCGCCUGCGGCCUUCGUGCGGGGACCUGCCGACUGUAAGGGGUGUUUCGCCCUAUGAGCACAGGCCCGGAAUGCAGUGUGCUGUUACAACUCCUCCGCCGUCGUACUAUCCAAGUCCGAACCUUAGAUGGGACACAAGUCACUUCAAGAAGUCCGGUGGUCCCCAGAGAAACAACUAUGUCGUCCAUCCUGAGUUUGUAUCCGAGACCUACCCCGACUACCGUAGCUGGUAGAACCUAGGCUGAUAGAGCCUGGGCUGGCUGGGCCAAGGGGUGAAGCAAUAAAUAAACUCUUCACCACCAAA